CAACACUAACAACGGUAGCAAGCUGAACGCAUCCUCCACACACGUUCUGGAGUUUGGUGCGUAACAUGCGUCUGACGUCACCUCCCUUAGUAACCCUCGGCGGCGUCUCCAAGAGCGAAGGCAACAAGAUGGGAUUGCUGUCCAUCCUUCGGAAGCUAAAAAGCACACCAGACCAGGAGGUGAGGAUACUGCUGCUGGGUCUGGAUAACGGGGGAAAGACCACCCUGCUCAAACAGCUGGCAUCUGAGGAUAUCAGCCACAUCACCCCCACACAGGGAUUCAACAUUAAGAGCGUCCAGUCUCAAGGGUUUAAACUGAAUGUUUGGGACAUUGGAGGCCAGAGGAAGAUCAGGCCUUACUGGAGAAACUACUUUGAAAACACAGAUGUACUGAUUUAUGUCAUUGACAGUGCGGACAGGAAGAGAUUUGAAGAAACUGGCCAGGAGCUGGCUGAGUUGCUAGAUGAGGAGAAGUUGAGCGGCGUCCCCGUGUUGAUCUUCGCAAACAAACAGGACCUGCUGACGGCCGCCCCGGCCUCUGAGAUAGCCGAGGGUCUCAAUCUGCACACCAUCCGGGAUCGCAUGUGGCAGAUCCAGUCCUGCUCUGCCCUCACUGGUGAGGGGAUUCAGGAGGGAAUGAAUUGGGUCUGCAAGAGCGUCAACUCCAAGAAAAAGUAGCUUCGCUUUUUAGUCUUUGACUUCAUCGGAGGAGCAGCAGCAGCAGUGGCAGCAGAACACACACAUACACUGACACACAUUGCACCCUCCUGAGCCUUAGUACGAUGGGAUAUACCUGUGAAUGUAAACACUACUAAUCCAACAUGGACUUGGAGUUUUUAACCCCUGCAUUCCUGUAUCGCCGAUUUUAAUUAAUUCUCCUAAAGAGAGAGGGGGUUUGACCUCAAAGGGAACCCUUGCCAGGAAAUCAAACCCCUCCACCCAGUCUACCCACGUCAGAACCGCUAUCCCAGCCACCACCCUCAGCCAGUCGCCACCUCAAACAUUCCCAUUAAACUGCUGUCUUUUCUUUGUACUCCAACAUGUUCUUUAGUCUCCUCCCUCCAUCCCAUUCUUACAGGUUGAUAACUGUGGUUUUCUAAGUAUCAUUCCACCGUGGCUGUAAGCGCUUUUCCUGCUAUGGCUCUGUUUGAAGUGAGGUAUAUUUUUGUAAUUGUUUUAUUUAUGCUGAAGUAGAGUGUGGAGUGCUUCAAACAGCAAUGGUUUGGUGUGUGUGAUUUCAAGGAUGUUGGAGAAACAGUCUAGCUCUCCCCAUUUAAAGAAUACUUUACAUGUUAAUAUGUAUAAAAGAAAAGAAAAAAAAGAAACUACAUGGUAAAGAGGAACUACAUUUUUGGAUCAACUGUAAAUAGCUCAGCCCUGUGUUUAUAUAUUAUGUUAUGCACAUGUUAUAGAGUAUGUGUCACCUUGCUGUACUCUGUAGUCUAUAAUGUUUGCAUAUCUAAUAUAUGCUGGCAGAUUUUUAACAGAGGUACUGUACAUCCUGACGCAUUUCUUUGUGCUUCUUGGGUUAGUGAGGGAAUUCACUCUCUGCGUUUCCUUUUGAUAUUCUUGAAUGUAAUCUGUCCAGAAUUGAAGGUACUGUAUGUGAAUAAAGAUGUAAGAAAACUCUUCAA
This is a messenger RNA of Notolabrus celidotus (New Zealand spotty), 1633 nucleotides long. RefSeq names its product ADP ribosylation factor like GTPase 3b (gene arl3b). The record is from RefSeq and is a predicted model, not a curated record. The transcript has 6 exons. The coding region runs from base 66 to 677 and encodes 203 amino acids. Gene Ontology annotation, cellular component: microtubule cytoskeleton; cytoplasm. Lineage: Eukaryota; Metazoa; Chordata; Actinopteri; Labriformes; Labridae. Gene Ontology annotation, molecular function: GTPase activity; GTP binding. Gene Ontology annotation, biological process: cilium assembly.